AUGACCGUCCAGGCGAGGAGGCACUCCGCAGCCUACAAAGCGCCAUCACCCUAUAAUUCACGAGAUACAGAUAUCGAAAAACAACCCACGAUCGGUCGUCAUACAUACCACCACCGAAGCGAUAAUCCUGAUUCCGAUGACGAGUCGCUGGACGAUAACAACGUCGCGGUAUCCUACCCCCCGCCCAUCGUAGCGGGCGGCAGUCUUCGCCGCCCCCAAACGGGGCUUGGCUUUCGCGUGCCCCAACGGAUCAUGCGAUGGCUCUGUUUCGCUCUUUUCCUUGCACUCGUGCUCUUCAUAUUCACCCUCUUCCGCUUCACCAUCUCCAGCUCCGUCUCGCAAGUCGCGGUCGAUCUGCCCAAGGUCGGCGUCAGUGCCCCGAAGCCGCCACAAUGGGAGAGCUUUCCCUUCCUCAGUCGGUAUGAGGGCGGUAUCACUUCCUUGGUCUCGCGUGCUGAGAAUGUCCCGGAGUACCCCGGAGACGGCUCAGAGGAUAUGGCUAUGCAGACGGAACGAGUGGACGAACAGAAGGAGCAGGAGCAGAAUGCCGACAAGGUGGCCAAGGUGGCCAAGAGGGGCUUGAAACCGAAUAUGUUGAGCAAUGUGUUCAAUCCUUAUCCCGACUACAAUUCCCCGGAAUACAUUGCCAGAUUCGGCGAGAAACGCGAGUGCUUCCUCAAUGUCGAGAACACGCUUCGGGUUCCGUCGAUCCAGAGCUAUCCUGGAAUUCCAAAGGGCUUCCCAGACCCGGUGAUAGGCUCGAACACGAUGUUAGGUAUUCGGGAUGACAUGUGCUUUGAUCGAUUUGGUCGAUUGGGCCCGUACGGGCUGGGAUACGGAGCUAAAAAGGGAGGCAUUGGCGCCGGCAUGGAGGGCCAUCGUGAUGGCGCCGACCGUGUUUGGGAGGAUGUCCCACCGGUGGACUUCCGACAGGUAGACUGGGCCGCUGCGCAACACCGGUGCCACGCGGCUAAUCGCCAUCGCUUCAAUGAGCUGCCCGAGCCGCGUCUGAAUCGCUUUGUCUCUAUGCCUGUGGGAACUCCUAAGAUUGAAAUCCCACCGGCUGCCGAAGAUACCCGCCAGGAACCGCCCAAGGUUGGAUCUGAGCGUUUGCCGCGUACUGCGGUGGUGAUCCGUACGUGGCACGACUUCAACUAUACCCCUGAAGACAUUAUGUAUAUGCGCUCCAUCGUUACGGAGCUCUCGCUGAUGUCCGGUGGUGAGUAUACCGUCCACUUCCUGGUUCACGUCAAGGACACCAACCUGCAGAUCUGGUCCGAUGAUGAGACAUACCAGCGUGUCCUCAAUGAUGCCCUGCCAGAGGAGUUCCGCGGCAUGGCAACCCUGUGGUCCGAGCCGCAGAUGUCCAUUAUGUAUCCCGGAUUGGAGGAGACCUUGACUCGCGGCUUGCCAAUUCACGGUGUCUAUCGCAGCACGUACAUGCCCAUGCAGUACUUCGCUUUCCAGCACCCCGAGUACGACUACUUCUGGAAUUGGGAGAUGGAUGCGCGUUAUACAGGCCACUGGUACCACUUCUUCGAAAAAGUCGGCCAGUGGGCGAAACAACAGCCGCGCAAGGGCCUGUGGGAACGCAACGCUCGCUUCUACGUUCCUUCCGUCCACGGCUCGUGGGAGGAUUUCCGACAGAUGGUCCGUGUGCAGACCGAAGUCGGCACCAACUCCGUCAACAACAUGUGGAGUGCUAUUAAGGAUGAAGCGGACGGCAAGACGCGGAGCGUAUUGCACCAGCAGGGAGACAAGUCUAUCUGGGGUCCCGAGCGCCCCGACGAACAAGACAUCUUCGAAGUCGAGGGCGAGGGUAUUCCACCGACCAGCAUGGACAAGGACCAGUACCAAUGGGGCGUGGGUGAGGAAGCGGACCUAGUCGUCUUCAACCCACUCUACGACCCAGAGGGCACCACUUGGCUGCUGCGGGACGAUGUGACCGGCUAUAACAAGGAGAAGGGCUUCCCGCCGCGCCGCACGGCAAUCAUCACCGCGUCGCGCAUCUCUCGCAAACUGCUUACCACCAUGCAUCGCGAAUGCAGCCUCAAGCGCCACAGUAUGUUCUCGGAGAUGUGGCCCGCCACCACCGCGCUGCACCACGGAUUCAAGGCGGUCUUCGUCCCGCACGCCGUCUACGUCGAUCGCCGCUGGCCGACGCGUUAUCUGGAAUCAGUGUUCAAUGCCGGCCGCAAUGGUGCCUCUGGCGGUGCGCGCACGUCUAUCUUCGGCGACGGUGAACACAACUUCCGCGGCACGACCUGGUUCUACUCGGCAGGCUUCUCGCCGAACAUCUGGCGCCGCUGGCUGGGUCUCCGGGUUGACAAUGAUGGAGGCGAGCAGCAGGAGCUUGCUGGCGAGGGUCGCAUGUGUCUUCCUCCUAUGCUGUUGCAUCCGGUCAAGGAAGUAAAUAUGGUUAUUGAUGAUGGAGUGCAGGCACAGGACAUGUAA
Messenger RNA from Penicillium bovifimosum, 2454 nucleotides. RefSeq names its product DUF3405 domain-containing protein. Bases 1 to 2454 code for a protein of 817 amino acids. NCBI's taxonomy places the organism in Eukaryota, Fungi, Ascomycota, Eurotiomycetes, Eurotiales, Aspergillaceae. The record is from RefSeq and is a predicted model, not a curated record. The transcript has a single exon.